UAUUGCAUUGACUGAUUCAUCUUCGUAAAAAAACAACAACUUUUUUCUUCUUGUCUUGUUCUCAUUCUCGCUCCGGGACUGUUAACUGGCGUUAAUAGCUCAUCGGUAGUAAAACCGGAAUUUGCGUCACGGUGGACCGGAAUAAUGUUAAAAUCCAGGGUCUUCUCCCAGCCCAGGCGCAAGUCAAGCCCUCCCCUCCUGCAUCCACCGCCACAACGCGUGUCUCUACUGUGAUCUCUCCGACGAUGGUUGCCGCGCACACUUCUUCCCAUCCGUCUGCGUCCGCCGGGUGGAUCAUAUGUCUAGAUAAGAGGCCCACAGAGCGAUCUAGAGAAGAUGUGGACGUCAUCCUGGCUCGGCUGCAGAACCUCAAGGCCUUUGAGAGGUUCCACCCAAGUGUGCUGCAGCAGAUAUGUAUGCGGGGCUUCUACGAAUACCUGGAGAGAGGCAUCACGUUGUAUCGCCAGGGAGACAUCGGUACCAGUUGGUACGCUGUGCUGUCAGGCUCGCUGGAUGUUAAGGUGUCCGAAACAGCGAAUCACCAGGAUGCGGUCACCAUCUGUACGCUGGGGGCUGGGACAGCGUUCGGGGAGUCGGUCCUGGACGACCGGCCGCGCCACGCAACCAUCGUCACCCGGGAGACCAGCGAGCUGCUGCGCCUCGGACAGACGGACUUCAGGUGUCUGUGGGGGAAUUAUCACCAGUACAUGGCCGGCCUGCUGCCCCCGCCUUACGGUGUCAUGGAAAACAGCCGCAGUAACGACCAAACGCCGGACAAAGAGAACAUCAGCAACAACACCGCAGGGCCACUCCCCAAACAUCUGAAUAAGGUAAUCCCUCACGAGUCACCACGGCUUGCUCUCACACCACUUUAUUCACCACUUAUUCACGAUCCAUUCAUCGGCCUUCGUGGGCGGCAUUUGGCUCAGGAGGCAGAGCGGGUCGGCUGGUAACCGGAAGGUUGCUAGUUCGAUCCCCCGGCUCCUCCUAGCUGGUAACCGGAAGGUUGCUAGUUCGAUCCCCCGGCUCCUCCUAGCUGAGUGCCGAGGUGUCCCUGAGCAAGACCUCAUGCCCUAACUGCUCCCGACGAGCUGGCUGUCGCCCUGCGUGGUUGACACCGCCGUGUGUGUGUGUGUGUGUGUGUGUGUGUGUGUGUGUGUGUGUGUGUGUGUGUGUGUGUGUGUGUGUGUGUGUGUGUGUGUGUGUGUGUGUGUGUGUGUGUGUGUGUGUGUGU
Molecule: messenger RNA, 1234 nt
Organism: Gadus macrocephalus (Pacific cod)
Lineage: Eukaryota; Metazoa; Chordata; Actinopteri; Gadiformes; Gadidae
Gene: rapgef4b
Product: Rap guanine nucleotide exchange factor 4b
Exons: 6
Coding region: 246-953 (235 amino acids)
Biological process (GO): spermatogenesis
Molecular function (GO): cAMP binding
Source: RefSeq, a predicted model, not a curated record